Messenger RNA from Marasmius oreades (fairy-ring Marasmius), 1634 nucleotides. RefSeq lists its product as uncharacterized. The record is from RefSeq and is a predicted model, not a curated record. NCBI's taxonomy places the organism in Eukaryota, Fungi, Basidiomycota, Agaricomycetes, Agaricales, Marasmiaceae. The transcript is spliced from 2 exons. The coding region runs from base 329 to 1510 and encodes 393 amino acids.
AUCUAUCUAUCCAGCUUCAUUUGUCAUCGUGGACGGACUAGACCUACGACCACCACGGACGUUACUUAUCCCAACCCCGAAUGGUUAAAGAGCAAAGUAAAGGCAAUUAGCAAUAACACUUUCCAAGUCCUAACGCGAGGAAGCCUUCAAGCUUCAAGGCGCAAGGGAAAUUUGGCGACAUAAAUCUUCUGUAACCCAUCAUACGUACGGCAGGAUUACUCGUGGCUGCACCGUGUUUCAAACCCUAACACAUGCUAAAACAGCCAGUUCUUCACGCCAGAACCCACUUGGACUAUCAUUGCUGUCUCUUCCUCCUCUAUCAUCCCACAUGAAUACCGUGUCGAACACCCUUGAUGGCAAGGGUCCUAUUCAACCCCAUGUCAGUAACCUUCCACGACGCAAGCCAAGGCGUCUGCUGACGAACGUCAGGGAUGCGAAUCGAGAAAUUAGGCGGAAGCCUCUGUCCUCCUCGUCGAAGAACGCCUCCGGGAGGCAGACUUCUUCCUCAUCUUCUUCCAACAAAACCAAUUAUCUCUCGAAUUCGCAGCUACCCAAUGCUUUCUCUGGUUCUGGCCUGAAUGAAAACGUCAUUACACGUGAAACGACGCCUUCUUUGCCCCAUAGCUUGGUUCUUCCUUUGCCGAAACCUAAAGGUCAUGUUCAACCGCACGCAGACCAUUUGCCUAGGCGGAAAAGGGUCCAGUUGAAUCCACAGCAGCUGAGGAGGAAAUGGAGGCAGAAAUGGGCUGCGAGCAUGUAUAAACAGGAAGUACUGAAAGGGUCUGGCGUGUGGGUAGCAUUCGAUUUGAAUGAUCUGGGAAUUCGUGGAAUUGAAGGGGAAGAUGUAGUUGUGGAUGAGGUCGGCGAAGCGACAAGACGAGAAGUCGAUGAAUACGCCAAAGAAAUCGAAGAGAGUCAUCUUCUGACCUUUCAGCACAUCGUCAAAGUCGUUGUGUCCUCAACCGUCGCUGAUGGAGCUGAUAUUGAAGAGUACGGCCAAACGGUCAAACUAUUCAUUUUCCAGGACUGUCAAAGUGACGAUGGUGUACCUUGUGUAUCCAAUGAACAACUUCUGUUCAUUUCACGCCUUGUUCAGGAUCGACAUGGUUCCGCGGUCGCCUCCGGCGUGGACGAACGGAAGGAACGAAUCCUGAUCACUGUUCCUUACACUCGAUCAACCGACGCGAUGGCUUUGGCGAUUGUUGCUUGUCGAGCAGCCGGUAUACGCUCUAUUUCGCUGACGAACGCACCGACCGCCCCAACACGAGUUCAUUCUAGAGCUCCUACCCGCACAUCUUCCCCUGAACCUUCUUCGUCUCUCCGCACUGAGAUCCCUUCAUCCCCUCCCAUUCUAUCGACGGACCCUAUGACACAGGCAGGCGCGAUCCAGUCCCCUGCUUUAACAUAUCUAGCACGGAUGUAUGAUUUAGAAGACCUAGACGAGGCUUGGAAGGGUGCCCUCUCGUUUUCCGGCCUCGAACGUGUUAACGUAGUACUAGAGACCAUAUAGCGAUCGUAUCUAAUCUAUUUAGAAGUUACCACAUAUAUUAUAGCAUAAUCGUAAACUACUAGAUACAUGGAUAGAUGUUGCGACUUGCGACUGGUGUGAAUGGUAGAGUUGUGGGUAGCCCUUC